Messenger RNA from Linderina pennispora, 1438 nucleotides. RefSeq names its product cytochrome P450. The coding region runs from base 53 to 1369 and encodes 438 amino acids. Gene Ontology annotation, molecular function: heme binding; monooxygenase activity; iron ion binding. The record is from RefSeq and is a predicted model, not a curated record. NCBI's taxonomy places the organism in Eukaryota, Fungi, Kickxellomycota, Kickxellomycetes, Kickxellales, Kickxellaceae. The transcript has 9 exons.
UUUCGACUCCUCCACCACUUAUUUCUCUAACCACCUUGGCUCAUAUUUCACCAUGCUAUUCGAUAUGGAUUACCAGGCAAUCUCGUCGUCCUCUGAUCGCCCCACGUCUGCUAUCAGGCACGCAUUCUUCUCGCCGCUCUCGAGUAUACCUGGUCCGCUCAUAAACAAGUUUUUCCAGUCUGCCGCUGCUUACCACGCAUAUUCGACAGAGCUGCAUGCGAAAUACGGCGAGAUUGUGCGCAUCGGCGCCAGCUACGUGUCCCUGUCCAACACAUCGGAUACACGGCUUAAGGGAGUGGCGUAUACCAAGGGCCAGCUGACAAAGCAGAACUCAUUCUCGACUGUUGAUCCAGAGUUCAACAAAGUGCGGCGGCCGCCCAGAUUGGAGAUACCUUUGCGAUGCACACGCUACGGGGUAUCGAGGACCUGGUUGUUGGCGCGGGUGCUAACAUCGCUGAUCAAGGCGUGGGAUGCCGAGAUUUCCAAGCAAGGAGGAACAGCAAGAGUCAACUACUUUUAUGCACUACAUCGCAUGGGCAACACGGAAGUAAUUGACAAUAUGCAGAGCAUGAUGCACUUGAAGUCAAUAAUCACUGUGAUGCCAUUUGUCAACCGGGUUCCAUGGCUAUUCCCAAAGCUGAAGAAGUGCCCACCACGGGUUGACAUCCUGCAAAAGAUGAUUGAUGCCAGCGAUCCGGCGACAGGCCAGAUUAUCGAUGGAGAUAACCUCGUAUCUGAAGUUGGACUGAUGCUGAUUGCUGGAACAGACACCACCAGCAACACACUGUCGUAUACGCUUACACAUCUGCUCCACAACCCUGGUGUCUACAGGCGGGCAACGGAGGAGGUACGCAGUGUAUUCCCUGAUGCCCUGCCCUAUCUCUCAGCAGUAAUCCACGAGGCUAUGCGAUUGAAUCCAUCCGUCUUCCUGCUGACGGGGCAAACGAUCCAAGGCCAUCACAUCCCGAAGGACGCACAAAUAUGCAUAUCUGUUUUUGCCUGUCAGCGCAAUCCGCGGACUUGGGAUAACCCCAAUGUGUUCGACCCAAAGCGUUUUCUUGGCACCGACUCGGCUGAGAAGUUGAAGGAUGUGCUGACUUUCAGCUCGGGUGUUCGAGUCUGCAUCGGACGAAACCUCGCCUGGGUUGAGAUCUAUACGGUUCUUGCCAACAUUCUGCGCAGGUACAACUUCUCGCUGCCCGAGGACGCCCCAUAUGGCCCUCACAGACUGGACAGGCUUGGUGUUCCAGUCGAGAUCCCAGCCGCUUCAUUUAUCGACAACUGCUGUGUCAACAUUACUCUUGCUGGCGGCUUGAUCACUGGACCAUCUCGAACGCACCAAUCUUUACAUAUAUAUAAGAUUUUAUAGUCCAAAAAAUGACCAACCGUCCGCUAAAAUCUUUUUAGUUGGUUAAAGCAUAAAACUCUUAAGCUUCAA